Molecule: messenger RNA, 2402 nt
Organism: Psammomys obesus (fat sand rat)
Lineage: Eukaryota; Metazoa; Chordata; Mammalia; Rodentia; Muridae
Gene: Adra1d
Product: adrenoceptor alpha 1D
Exons: 2
Coding region: 1-1689 (562 amino acids)
Biological process (GO): adenylate cyclase-activating adrenergic receptor signaling pathway; phospholipase C-activating G protein-coupled receptor signaling pathway; positive regulation of cytosolic calcium ion concentration
Cellular component (GO): membrane
Molecular function (GO): alpha1-adrenergic receptor activity
Source: RefSeq, a predicted model, not a curated record
AUGACUUUCCGCGACAUCCUGAGCGUCACUUUCGAAGGACCCCGCUCGAGCGGUGGCGCUGGGGGCUCCGGCGCGGGCGGCGGGGCCGGCACGGCCAGCUCCGAGGGUCCGGCGGUGGGCGGCGUGCCGGGGGCCCCGGGCGGCGGCGCUGUGGUGGGGACGGGCGGCGGCGAGGACAACCGGAGCUCCGCGGGCGAAGCGGGGGCCCCGGGCGGCGGCGAGGUGAACGGCUCGGCGGCCGUCGGAGGGCUGGUGGUGAGCGCGCAGGGCGUGGGGGUGGGCGUCUUCCUCGCCGCCUUCAUCCUCACCGCCGUGGCGGGCAACCUGCUCGUCAUCCUCUCGGUGGCCUGCAACCGGCACCUGCAGACCGUCACCAACUACUUCAUCGUGAACCUGGCGGUGGCUGACCUGCUGCUGAGCGCGGCGGUGCUGCCCUUCUCGGCCACCAUGGAGGUCCUGGGCUUCUGGGCCUUCGGCCGGACCUUCUGCGACGUGUGGGCCGCGGUGGACGUGCUGUGCUGCACCGCCUCCAUCCUGAGCCUCUGCACCAUCUCGGUGGACCGCUACGUGGGCGUGCGCCACUCGCUCAAGUACCCAGCCAUCAUGACCGAGCGCAAGGCCGCUGCCAUCCUGGCUGUGCUGUGGGCGGUGGCCCUGGUGGUGUCCGUGGGGCCGCUGCUGGGCUGGAAGGAGCCGGUGCCCCCGGACGAGCGCUUCUGCGGCAUCACCGAGGAGGUGGGCUACGCGGUCUUCUCUUCCCUGUGCUCCUUCUACCUGCCCAUGGCGGUCAUCGUGGUCAUGUACUGUCGCGUGUACGUGGUGGCGCGCAGCACCACGCGCAGCCUCGAGGCGGGCAUCAAGCGGGAGCCCGGCAAGGCCUCCGAGGUGGUUCUGAGGAUCCACUGUCGCGGCGCGGCCACCGGCGCCAGAGGAGCCCCGGGGUCGCAGAGUAGCAAGGGACACACCUUGCGCAGCUCACUUUCUGUGCGGCUGCUCAAGUUCUCCCGCGAGAAAAAAGCUGCCAAGACGCUGGCCAUCGUCGUCGGGGUCUUCGUGCUGUGCUGGUUCCCCUUCUUCUUCGUCCUGCCGCUGGGCUCUCUGUUCCCGCAGCUGAAGCCGUCCGAGGGCGUCUUCAAGGUCAUCUUCUGGUUGGGCUACUUCAACAGCUGCGUGAACCCGCUCAUCUACCCGUGCUCCAGUCGCGAGUUCAAGCGCGCCUUCCUCCGCCUCCUGCGCUGCCAGUGCCGCCGCCGCCGCCGCCGCCUCUGGCGCGUCUACGGCCACCACUGGCGAGCCUCGACGGGCGAGCCGCGCCCCGGCUGCGCCCCCAGCCCUCGCGCCGCGCCCCCCGGGGCUCCCCUAGCCCUCACUGCACCCCCGGGCCCGGGCGCGGCAGACUCGAGCGACGCGCAGGCCCCCGUCGCCGGCCGUCGGAAGCCAGCCUCCGCGCUCCGGGAGUGGAGUCUGCUCGGGCCUCUGCAGAGACCUACGACCCAGCUGCGCGCCAAGGUGUCCAGCCUGUCCCACAAGAUCCGCUCCGGGGGCGCGCGGCGCGCCGAGGCUGCGAGCGCCCUGCGCGCCGAGGUGGAGGCGGUGUCCCUGAGCGUUCCCCAGAACGGGGCCGAGGCCGUCAUCUGCCAGGCGUGUGAGCCGGCGGACUACAGCAGCCUCCGCGAGACUGACCUUUAGGGACCGAGACCCAGGCUGGGGGACGUGCGGGGCCAGGGGUGGGCGUUCUGUGGGACGCUGCCUUCGCUCGGAUCCAGGACUCUGACCACGGUGGCUGCUCCAUCUCACCCCGCAAAGCGACGGGAGCUGGACCGGGGGUCAGAGCACUUCGAAGGAGGUGGAUUAUGGCGCCCCCUGCUGGACAUCGGUGUCCAGCGCUCUUCCUGGAAGGGAGAGGCCGCGGGAUUUGCUCUUCUCUUCCAGUCUGAGAAACUGCGUAGUCAGUUGGUCCUGAAAUCUAGGCAAAAGACUUUUAGGUUCGGCCACAACCCUUGGGGGAGGAACAGGUUACAAAUUCUUGCUUUGCAGCUUCCAGUGAAAAGAUCAGGUGACAGUUUGGACUCCUUGCUGCCAUCUGGAGGAAGUCAGGAAGUCCUACCGUAGCCCCCACCACACAGCAAGCAUUGGUGGCGGUAUUGAAAGCCCGCCAUACAAAUCUGUUAUUUUCCCGCUCUGAGCCCGCUGCGCCCUUCCCCACACUCCUAGCCUGUACGUGCCCUUCACCUGCCGCAGCCCUCACCAUUCCCCCCAUGGGCCUUACUGUUUACACUCUGUACAUAGUCCAUUGUGCCUGUCUGUGCCGUCACUUCUCCCUGGGGUUCCAGCUGCCGACAGGGAAGAGCCUUAUUUAUCAUUUUGAAACCUAUUUAUUGGUAAGAGUACUUAUAUUUUGU